GAUCCUUUUUUGCAUGUAGCAAUUUAUUUAACAGCUUUUUUCGCAGAAGGGUCUAAGGUCAUGCUGAUCGCUCACCAUUCUCUCAUCGAUUCAUCAAUCUUCUGCAUUGACAUUAUCCUAUAUCUAUUUUGCAUGAAAUUCGGAGAAGCUCAUUCAUAAAAAGUCAGGCGCUUACCCUUAAUUUGUGUCUGUACUCAAUGCAAUGAGGCCCAAGCCGAGUAAACCUGACCAGCACACAGAGAAUUGCAAGGUGCAAUGGAUUUUGGAAGCCCAGAAAGUGUCAAAGAUUUUCCUGGUCUUUAUGGACAUGAAAGAGAACCUGAUAGUGAUUCGGAGAGCCAUGGGAGUAAGCAGCUGAUUAGCAAGCGCAAAGACAAGAAGGAAAAGGAUAUUGGCUAUGCCGCUCUGGGUGACAGCUCGGGAGAUGAAGAAGAGGAUGGAAAGAGCCCUCUGAGAGGAAAGUUGGGAAACCCUUUUAAGUUCUCGAAGAAAGAGAAGCGUGAAAAAGAAAAGAAAGAGCAGCACAGGGAGAAGGAACAAAAAGUAAAGGAAGCGAAAGAAAAGGAGCACAAACUGAAAGAUUCUAAAGAAAAACAAAAGGAGGAUAAAACAAAAGAAAAAGCAAGAGAGGAAAAGGCGAAAGAUAAAACGAAGGAAGAGAAGCUGAAAGAGAAGGAAAAGCAAAAAGAGGAAAAGAACAGAGAAAAGGAGAAAACCAAAGAGAAGGGAAAGGAAAAAGGAAAGGAUGAGAAGAUCAAAGAAAAGUAUAAAGACUCUAAGGAGAAGUUGAAAGACACGAAAGAACUUAAGGAUUCUUCAAAAGACUCACAUGAAGAACGGAAAAAGAAGAAGAAAGAUCAGAGCAAGGGAAAAGAAAGAAAAAAGUCAGAUCCUGUGGUGGCCGUGGAGGAGGAGCCGGUGUUCGGUGUACCGCUGGCGCUGGCGGUGGAGCGCAGCAAGUGUCACGAUGGCGUACAGCUGCCGGCCAUCGUCCGAGAGUGUAUCGACUUCAUCGAACAGAACGGCCUGAACUGCGAGGGCAUCUACCGUCUGUCCGGGGUCAAGUCCAAGGUACAGCAGCUGAAGCGCGGCUACAACUGCCGCGACGGCCGUCUGCCUGUACGACCACGAGCCACACACGGUGGCCAGCCUGCUCAAGCUCUUCCUCAGGGAGCUGCCGGAGCCGGUGCUGACCGCGGAGCUGCUGCCGCUGUUCGACACCGCCGCCGGCCAGAAGGACCCGGAGCGCCGAGUCAAACAGCUGAGCGUCCUGCUGGACCGGCUGCCAGCUCCCAACCGGCUGCUCGUCCAGUACAUGUUCAAACACAUGGAGCAUAUCAUCAAGCGGGAAAAAAUCAACAAGAUGAACGUACAGAACGUCUCCUUGGUGCUCUCCCCGACUAUGCAGAUAUCGCACAGGGUGUUAAACGCGUUCUUCCUGUACGGGAAGAUCCUGUUCAGCGGUGUGUCGAUAAAAAGGUACGUGCCACCGAUCGCUGACGGCGAGCUACCCGACUCCGCCGACGCCAUCCGAGAGGAGAUCGAGAAGCAGGAGUCGCUGCUGGCCCAGCUGCACCGCGAACUCAAGGCCGGCAGCAUCAGCCAGCGCCG
Molecule: messenger RNA, 1611 nt
Organism: Pollicipes pollicipes
Lineage: Eukaryota; Metazoa; Arthropoda; Thecostraca; Pollicipedomorpha; Pollicipedidae
Product: ralA-binding protein 1
Exons: 9
Coding region: 256-1500 (414 amino acids)
Biological process (GO): small GTPase-mediated signal transduction
Molecular function (GO): small GTPase binding; GTPase activator activity
Source: RefSeq, a predicted model, not a curated record